AUGCCAACUACAGGAGGUUUCAUAUUUGCAUUAACAUCAGGAGCAGCCAUAAGAUUAUUUCAAACAGGAUUAAGUGGAUCACCACCAAAAUUAUCACAAAAAUUAAUUGGAUAUGGAUCAACAAUGACAAUAACUGGAUUAUUUUAUUAUUUUAUAAUAGAUCCUUCUAUACAAUCAAAUAGAGAAUUGUUAGUUAGAAGAUUGACACAAUUAAGAGAACAAAGAUCUAAAAGAAAUGCUAUAGUUGAAGGAAUUGAACAUGAUGAAGAUAGAUUAUUUAGUUCGAAUAAAAGAGGUAGAUUUUUCACAUUAUUUGAUAAAUAUAGUCAACCUUAUAGAUAG
Messenger RNA from Lodderomyces jiufengensis, 342 nucleotides. RefSeq lists its product as uncharacterized. Bases 1 to 342 code for a protein of 113 amino acids. The record is from RefSeq and is a predicted model, not a curated record. Lineage: Eukaryota; Fungi; Ascomycota; Pichiomycetes; Serinales; Debaryomycetaceae. The transcript has a single exon.